Molecule: messenger RNA, 1121 nt
Organism: Punica granatum (pomegranate)
Lineage: Eukaryota; Viridiplantae; Streptophyta; Magnoliopsida; Myrtales; Lythraceae
Source: RefSeq, a predicted model, not a curated record
UUUUUUUCUUUAGCUAAACGCCAGCCAGGUUCUUAAUCUCCUCUCUCCCAUUAAGCAGUCCACGGGAGAGGUGGGAGCAUCGACAAGACCCAUGGCCGAGGUGGCCCUUAGUUCCGGCCACAAGAUGCCGCUCAUCGGGCUAGGCACUGUGGCGAUGCCUCUGCCGCCUCCUGAGGCCCUAACAGCCAUCCUCGUCGAGGCCAUUGAGGUGGGUUACCGCCACUUCGACACUGCUGCAAUCUAUGGCUCCGAGGAGUCCCUCGGUCGUGCUAUAACAGAGGCCCUUAAGCGGAGGCUCAUCAGGAGCCGCAAUGAGGUUUUCAUCACGUCCAAGCUGUGGUGCACCGACGCUGAUCCAGCUCUUGUUCUCCCCGCGCUGAGGGAGACUCUAAAGAGGUUGGGGCUAGAGUAUGUGGAUUUGUAUCUAAUCCACUGGCCAGUGAGGCUGAAGGAGACGGAGGGCUUCAACAUCACAAAGGAAAGCCUGCUCGACUUCGAUGUAAAGGGCACAUGGGAAGCCAUGGAAGAGUGCUCCAAGCUGGGCCUGUCCAAGUCUAUUGGGGUCAGCAACUUUGGUCCCAAGAAGCUCUCCCAAAUCCUCCAAUUCUGCUCCAUACCCCCUGCUGUCAAUCAGGUGGAGAUGCAUGUCGCGUGGAAGCAAGAGAAGCUAAGAGAGUACUGCAGGGAGAAAGGGAUACAUGUGAGUGCAUGGUCUCCCUUAGCAGCUAACGGAGCCCGCUGGGGUUCCAUGGCCGUCAUGGACAGUCCCAUCCUUAAGGACAUCGCCGAUGCCUGGGGAACCACUGUGGCUCAGGUGGCGUUGAGGUGGGUGUACGAACAAGGCUCGAGUGUGAUAGUGAAGAGCUUCAAUAAGGAGAGGAUGAAAGACAACCUUAGGAUCCUCGAAUGGGAAAAAGGACUGACAGAGGAUGAGUUGGAGAAGAUCAGGCAGAUCCCACCAUGCCAAGGAUAUCCUGGGGACAUGUUCGUCAAUAAGAGUGAGAGUGGGCCCGGUUACAAGUCGUUUGAUGAACUAUGGGAAUAACUGAACUAGCAUUUUACGCAGCCUUAUAACUGAUCUCUUUCAAUUUAAUUAUAUGUGCUGAAUUUUUUAGUCUAAA